UAAAUACAACCUCAAUUCCCUCCUCACUCCCCAUCAAACCCAAAACCUCAUCACCCCCUCCAUUGAAUCCGCGAAUGGGCAACCUCAAAAACAUCGCCAUUGCCAUUCUCGUCCCCCUCCCUUCCAUCCUCUUCUACCUCUCCUUCCUUCACCAUCACCCGAGCUCCACCUCCUCUGCGAGUCUCUACUCAUGGUGCUACAACCACCCCUUCCUCCUCGCCAACCUGCUCUUCUUCUUCAACGUCGACCUCCUCUUCUGGCUCGUCGGUCUCCUCCAAUCCAACAAUUGGCUGAUUGAUCUGUAUUGGACGGUGAUCCCGGUGAUGCUGGUGCACUACUACGCGAGCCACCCCUUGGCGAGCGCCGACGCCGCGAGAUCGGCUGUGGCGAUUGCGCUUACCUGGGUGUGGAGCGUGAGGCUCACCCACAACUACUUGAGGAGGGAGAGGUGGGAGUGGGGGGCGAGGGAGGAUUGGAGGUUCGGGGAGAUGAGGAAGGAGUAUGGGAGGAGUUGGUGGUGGAUCUCCUUCUUCGCCGUGUUCCUUUCUCAGCAGGUAUUUUUAAUCGGUAUAUGCCUUCCUAUGUAUGCGAUUCACUCCAGCAACGAGCCAUGGAACAUACGCGACUUCAUCGCCACGAUAAUAUGCAUAGCUGGGAUCAUGAUUGCCUACUUUGCCGAUACUCAGCUCCACAACUUUGUGACAAAGAGCCAAGCCCUCAGGGAGGUCGGAGAAAAACCCAUUGCCAACCUUGACGAGGGCCUCUGGCGGUACUCUCGCCACCCUAACUACUUUGGCGAGCAGCUGUGGUGGUGGGGCCUCUACCUGUUUGCAUGGAACUUGGGCCAGAAGUGGAUGUUCGUGGGCCCACUCGUGAAUAGUUCAUGCCUCGCGUAUGUGACUGUGCUUGUGGAAACACGGAUGUUGAAGAGAGAAUAUCGCAGGGAGGCAUAUCGACAGUACCAGAGGAUGACAUCAGUUUGGAUCCCUUGGUUUAAGAGAGCCGAUAAAGGAACGAAGGAGAAAAGCAUCUAAUGUUUAACUCGUGGUCAUUGAAUGCUCUGUGCAGGUUCUAGCUAAUUCUGUUUCUUCGGUGUUUGAUUAUCCUUUGUAUUGUACUACUACUCUUCUUCGUGCUUUUCGUCAUGUGAAGUUCUCUCUUGUAUCUUACCAGCUUCUCUGAAUAAAUAGAUCUGUAUCUGUUUCCA
Molecule: messenger RNA, 1207 nt
Organism: Ananas comosus (pineapple)
Lineage: Eukaryota; Viridiplantae; Streptophyta; Magnoliopsida; Poales; Bromeliaceae
Exons: 3
Coding region: 75-1034 (319 amino acids)
Biological process (GO): lipid metabolic process
Cellular component (GO): membrane
Molecular function (GO): oxidoreductase activity, acting on the CH-CH group of donors
Source: RefSeq, a predicted model, not a curated record